Messenger RNA from Spodoptera litura, 6203 nucleotides. RefSeq lists its product as uncharacterized. The record is from RefSeq and is a predicted model, not a curated record. Gene Ontology annotation, molecular function: microtubule binding. Lineage: Eukaryota; Metazoa; Arthropoda; Insecta; Lepidoptera; Noctuidae. Gene Ontology annotation, cellular component: endoplasmic reticulum tubular network; endoplasmic reticulum membrane; cytoplasmic microtubule. Gene Ontology annotation, biological process: endoplasmic reticulum tubular network organization.
CUUUUCGCCUAUAUGGACUGCACGCCACUGCAAUACACAUGCUUUGGCAACAGCUACAGUUUUAGACCAAAUGGGUCGAGUUUCUUGCCUAUUUUAUUUUAGGACGUUAUUAGGGAGUUGUGAAACCAUGUGCGUGCGUGUUCGUUUCGCACGCAUGAUGAUCUAGUUUUAUCCACAUUUAGUGUUCCACUUCGCCUGAUACGAAACAGAUACAUUCCUUGUACAUUUCCGAUUUUGAAAUAAUACAAAUGCAUUCAGGCUGCGGUGAAUGGAAACUUGAAUAAAUUGUCGUUUGAUCAAUACAAAAGAGACGUUAUUAUUAAAUAUUAACUGUUAUUUAAACAAUUGACAAUUAUGGUAUAAGUAUACACACCAUUUUUAAGAAUAAUUUAUGAAGACAUUAAAAUUUUGCAUAACACAUGUGAUUUAUGAAUAUCAUUAUUCCGUCAAUGGUAACAUAGCUUCAGCUUCCCUCACGUGGGUGGAUUUUCUGAAGAAUGACAUCACACGAUUACUUAAAUGGAUGUUCAUUGUUGUACUCAAUGAGUGUUGCGAAACUUGCAUUAUCUUGUCUUUCUUCAGUACAAAAAUAUUUUUAAACCAUUUACGAGUCACCAGGUUUAUUAUUUAUCAAACCAGCGCCUAAACUGACAUUGUUUUGUCUAUUACCGAUAGGGAAAAUUAUCUAAUCUAAUCUAAUUCUCAAUUGACAACUAAUCUAACUAGAAAGUACAAAUGGUGCACCGUGGAUCAGUUUUUUUUAUCUUAAUAGCCGUAGAUUGUGUAUGGAAGGGAAAAAACUUUAAUAUUCUGCAUGUCCUUUGUGAUAAUAUAAAAUACAAUACUGAUUGUUGGUCCAGAUCCAGACUAUACUUGGACAUAUCCGCAGGUAGAUGUAGACCUAUCCACGUAUACAUAUUAUAGCAGUCGAGUGCAAUUGUGUUUAUUUUUAAAGUCGUCCAGUGUAAUAGGAAUCUUGAUAUGCUAUCGGUCUAAGCUGUAAGACUAGCAGGGUGGCUCAUAUUAAACUGGCGGGGAUUCCUAGCCAUCUUCCAUUUAUUAUUCAUUUGGACCGUCCACGCUUGCAUUGCUCGCUUCCGUUGUGCUGUCGUUGUAGCCUGAAUGCUCUCAUAUUACAUUAUGACUGCUAUAUCAUGAUACUAGUUCCUCGCGCAUUGACUGAAAUUAAUACCUCUAAUACUAUCAGUGCCUACUUUCAGUAAGCACUAACUCGUUAAAAUUUCACGCACUCUUGCACAUAACUGGUUAGUGAGCAAGUAGUAUACUGUACGAUCUAAAAUUCAACAAUGUUUGAACGGCUAAAUGGCGAACUGCAGACAAGUGAAGCAUUUUUAUUCAGUUAUUAAUUUGUUGCAUGAUGGUCGUUCGUAUUUGUUUAACAUUUUACUACUGGCCGUGGCACAUCUAAACCUUGCAAAUCGCCCACACGCUUUGUAAGUUUUGUACCGUUUACCAAUUACAAUGAGAUAGGCACCUAUCAUAAUUACAAUCAGUUGAACUAAACAAUUCAGUUACUUAAAAGUAUUUGUUCAGUUAGGUGUUUUGAACGCAGCCAUACUUAUAAAAAGUAAGAAACCUUUUUUCUACUCGAAGGUCGUGCUUGUAUACCUUUUUGGUGACUAUAACUUUCAAUCUAAACACCAGUAUACACGGCCUUACUGUGCACUGAGCACGUUGGUAUUGAUUUACAAGGUAGCUAACAACUCGCCAAUCACGCAGAGACAGAUCUUUAUUCAAUCAGUCUCUGCUCUGCGAUUCAUCUAGAGCGUGGUCUUUAAUAUUAAUGUGUAGUGCACUCGGACAGACACACAUAACAUGUAACAAAAGAUAAACACUAAACAGUGAAUGGAUAAAUAUGUGUUGCUAGAAAACAAAUGACGUGGAUACCGUAUCCAUGGCGGUGGGUCGCGCGACCGGUAACCGUGACGACAGUUCUCGCCUGCCGCCACUGAGCCUCGGACUGUCCAGCGUCCGAUUCAUUGUCAACAAACUCGAAGCGGAAUACGCACGUGUUACAGCGGCCGACACUUUCGAAUCCUGCCAAGAACUUGUCAAAUACGACCCGAACAUCGACGAGGGCUACGACGAUUACGAUGACUCUCUUCUCGGUCAACCGAGAGGACAAGUCUGGAAUCGCUUCGUAACGAACCUAGGAUUGGCUCUGAGCAAAUGCAUUCCUAGUGUCUCGUUUGGGAACUUUGGCCUAUUCGCUAUAACGACAGGAUUCUUCGCACCGAAAAUGAUCACUUAUCUAGUGGUGUAUCCGUUUUGCAGAUUGGUUUUCGGGACCCUCUACCCGGCUUAUGCAUCAUAUAAAGCUGUCCGGACGAAGAACUUAAAGGAAUACGUAAAAUGGAUGAUGUAUUGGAUAGUGUUCGCUUUAUUCACUUGCACGGAGACGUUCACGGACGUGUUCCUGUCAUGGUUCCCCUUCUAUUACGAAGUGAAGAUAGUCCUGGUAUUGUGGCUGUUGUCUCCAGCCACCAAGGGUUCCUCCAUACUGUACAGGAAGUUCGUGCACCCGGCACUCUGCAGGCGGGAACAAGAAAUAGAUGAGUACAUAGCGAAGGCCAAAGAUCAGGGUUACCACACAGUGCUCAAUUUGGGCACUAAAGGUGUCAACUAUGCGACCACAGUUAUUAUGCAGACCGCCAUAAAAGGUGGAGGCGGGCUAGUACAGCAAAUACGCAAGAGCUACAGCCUGUCGGACCUGACGGAGUGCGAGCCGCGUGAGGAGAGAGGAAGCGAUGAAGCCGAUGAUGUGCUCGCCGAGCCCAGACUGUUACGACGAGGUGGUAAAAGUGGUUUCUCCACCCGUCGCAGCGCUUCGGAGUCGAACAGUCGUUCUCCUAUGUAUUUCCCCGAGGUCGAAGUUGACGUGAGACCUCGACCUAGAGCUGACGAACCAGAUUUCAGUCACAUAAAGUCAACAGAGGACAUAAGCUCGGGCUACUCAAGUGCGGACAAUAGUGCAUCACUGACUCGUACGGCGUCGCUCGGCGCCGGCGCACGCGCACGCGGCCGUACUACACGUACUACCGUCACUACUAUCAAACGACCACAAGCUGCCGAGGAAAAUGAAGUAAUCAUCGAGGAGCUACACGACGACGAUAGUUUUGAAUAUUCGAAUAUGCCCGCUCUUAUUAAUCUCCCGUCUCCUCUCUAUUUGUCCCACACGCAACCCCCCUUCAUAUACCAAUAUGUUGGCGACCAAGUAAAGAUCCUCCAAGUACUAGGUAAUUACCCUUUCGCUGCAAAUGUUAAUAAUCAAACUAAUAACAAUACAGAUCACUGGGACCAAAAAGAAGUAAUUUCCGAAGAAGCUUCAGUAAUUAGUUCAGUAGAUAGAGAUAAUGCUAAUAAUAAAAGUUCUAAAGAAGUUAUUAAAAGUAAAGAAAGCGAUGUUGUUUCCGACAUUCCUGUUGCAAGUCAACCAAAAGACAAUAAUGAUGACCAAUCUAGUUCAAAUAAUGAAGAUGCAGUGUUUGAGACUGCGCUGGAUAAUAACGAUAAAGAAUCCGUAGAUAGAGAAAUGAAAGGCGCAAUAACUACAAUUUUAGAUGAACACACCGAUGCUACUAGCCUUGAUACCUAUAUAAACGACAAUGACUCUGCCGAAAGUGACGACGAAGCGUCUUUUGGGACACCCGAAGAUUCUCCUAAGAGCAAAAGAAAAAUUCCGAAAGGAAAAUAUGGCAAAAGCAAGGCGCCACCACCACCCCCCAAAGUUGAUGCGGAAGACGUAGCGCACAAUGAUAUUAAAGAAACUUUUAGUAAAUCGGAGACAGAUACAGCUUUAAAAAUGGCGACGUCCCAAGAAAGUUUAAAUGAUAUUGUAAAUAAACUACCAAAUACAACCAUUAAAGAAUCUGGAUCAUCUAAAAACCUUCAAAUUGUUAAUCCCAUAGCCGAAAACAAGAAGAGGCAUAAAUCAAAAUCGCCAGCUCGAGUUCCAAAAGGCAACAGUUCAGGAUUAGGAAAACUAUUACAGUUGCCAGGCAAGUUUGCUUUUUGGCAUAAGACUGAAGAGAAACCAAAAGUAGAUGAAACAUCAACCUCAUCGGAUGAUCACAGUCGAAGGUCAUCAACUAUUGAAAGGGGUGUUGAUGACUUUCAGGAUUGUACGGAAUUGAACACUGAUGUAGGCACUGAUGAAGUAAAACCUAACGAUGUACCGCAGAUAAAAAAAUCAGAUGAUCAAAUUAGUUUCAAAGAUGCAUCUGGUUUAGAUGAGGAAGUCUUAUCCCAAAAUAUUAUAGAUAAGAGUGAUGCUCUGCAGAAACUCAUUGAAGCUAAGAUAGCUGGUCAUCCAGAAUAUAAAUUUAUAUCAUUACACGAAGAAACGCCCACUUCGUCGAAAAGUACAGACGUGUAGGGCUAUCCUAAACUCCUAAGCCCGCUUUUAUUUGCAGCUGAAGUUAGACAAAACAGCAAUGCUGACGGCCUCUGCUACCAUUCCUCGCGCAAAAAAAUCUAAUAAAAGGAAAACACAGUAGAUUGUAUCCAAAUAAAUAUUACGUUAUCCUUCUAGCCGAGCUUCGUGCAAGAACGAUUUAUGCUCUCUAUAUUCUGGAAACUGAAUUUUAUUUCAAUAGCAUAAUAUUUGAAGUAAACAUAAAAUGUGCAGCUAUUAGGGAGCAUAAUGUUUUUCCAAUCUUCCGCGCUUUUAGAAGCAGUGACAUUGUUAAAUGUAUACUAUUUACCUACACCACAUUGGCCAAAGGUAGACCUGCAUGCGAAUCUCACUUAGAUGUUAAUUUCAUGAUCGGUAUUUAGUGAUUGCUAAUAUAUGAAAGAUAUGGUUUAACUCAACUGAUUGAAUGGUCCUUCUUACAAGUAUAUACCUAAUACGUAUUGUUUGACAUAAGUAAUUUCGUAAAAAACUAUUUCCUGGCUAUGGUUUCUUAGCCAACGGUUAGUCAAAUAACUUGUAUUUUCGCGACUGCCAUUAGCAUUAUUAUUAUUAUUCCUCCAAGAAAAUAAAAUCGAAUCAAUUUUUUUAGUACAUAAGAUGGCUUCCAGAUACGGUUUUUUCAAUUGAUGCAAAUUGAUUUCGAUUGAAUUUAUGCUGAUCUCAACCAAGUCGCGAUGAUUUGAAUAAUAAGUAAAACUCAACGAUGACUAACCGUCUUAUUUAAUAUAUUAGGCAUUAAAUGCGUGAUUGUUUUUAUUGAUAUUAUUUAUGAGAUACAAAUUCUCAAUAAUUCUCCUUCUACUCUUUGCCAGUAUUUACAUUAGUUUUGAUGGCUAUGUCAUUGAGAAUCUUUUAAAGAAAUUGUGUAAAAGUGAAGUUAGUCAAUCCUUACUAUAGAGUCAUAGUGACCAAGAGGCCGUAACAAUAGGACAUAUCAGUCCUACAUAUAUACUAUAAUAGUAUUACUAAGCAAUGUUACCCAAAUAUUACUGUAAUACCAAGUUCGUUAUCGGUAAUUUAUAAUUUUAGCCAAAAAUUGCCAAAUUGACACUAAACGACUCGACAAUUAGCAGAAGUUAUUUUGUAUUAGUCAUAUUUAUUAUAGAAUUAGUUUAUAGAAAAAUAAAACUAGUCGUUAAUAAUGAAUUUAAUUGAUAAACAGCUUCAAUGAGGCUUCAUAUCGGAAUUGUAUGAGAUUGUCAAGCGAAAUGCAGUAAGGCAAAAAUUAUAAAAUCACUAAAUGGAGUUUGCUUUGAAUAAUAAAGCAUUUGCUUAAUCUAAUGAAGUUUUACAGAUAUUCUAUUAUGAAACCCUGGUUUUGUGAUACCGAAUUUGAGCUCAUUUACACCAGGAUUAUAGAUAAGAGAAAAGUACAGCACAAAUUGCAAAUAAUGUGGAAUAUUUAAUAAAGAUUUAUUUUUACAAAUCACUACAAAAGGUAUGUCCCUUGUUCUCAGAAUAUUGUAAAAGUUCCUCGUAUAAUUAUUUACUGAUAACUUGUAAUUCAAUAAUUAUUAUGAAGGUAAUAAGUUGAUUGAAGUUUUAGUAACACAAUAUGUCAAUACUUCCAAAUUAGUUGGUUGUGCAGCUAGCAUUUUGUAUCCUUUUCAAUGGAAUGUUACUGCAUUUUUAUUAACUUGAUGUUACCCUAUAAUUUUGUUACCUCGUCGUUAUAUAAAAGUGUAUAUUUAUUUACUAGUUGACUGUCACAUUUUUGCGUAAUAAUUUGUGUUUGAGUUUAUUGAAAUAAAUGACUAUCAUAAUUAUA